Dibothriocephalus latus is the source of this 381-nucleotide messenger RNA. Lineage: Eukaryota; Metazoa; Platyhelminthes; Cestoda; Diphyllobothriidea; Diphyllobothriidae. The record is from the annotation of a GenBank genome assembly.
AUGCGUAUUCUGCCAGAGAUACCACCAGAACGACCACAAAUCACUCUUACCAGAUCUGGCGGUCAAGGGGGUAAAGUUACUCUCAUUCGCGAGCCCCGUUUUCCCCCUACUGAGGAGAGCAAAGGCUUUGAUUCCGGGUGGAGAGAACUCUUGCGUUUACAGCGUCUACUCCUAAAUGCGCCUGAUCUACCAGAAGUCGAGCCCUUUGUAAUGUCCUCGUCACCGCCCAAUGUCGCCGAGAAAAGCCCUCCCAAAGUGCCUGCCAAUCACAAACAGCGUAAAGGUCAGCAGCAACAGCCGCACCAAUCACUCAUGAUGUUAGAUGAAGCUAUUGUUUGCGUUACCGCCUCCGCACAGCCUACCUCCAAUGGACACCAAUGA